Messenger RNA from Cucurbitaria berberidis CBS 394.84, 2241 nucleotides. RefSeq lists its product as uncharacterized. The transcript has a single exon. The record is from RefSeq and is a predicted model, not a curated record. Bases 1 to 2241 code for a protein of 746 amino acids. Lineage: Eukaryota; Fungi; Ascomycota; Dothideomycetes; Pleosporales; Cucurbitariaceae.
AUGCUUUCUUCCAAGUCCACAGAAAACCUUCUGAACUCAUUCCCAAUGUUUGGUCACCCUGGUAUCUCUGCGCUGGAAUAUGCUGGAAGCUUGGAGGCGACGCGUACGAAGAACACGAGCGUGACACUGGAGUCACUCAAGCGCAAAUCUACAACAUCGCCGCAGGAGGAACAUACAACUCCUCCGACAACUACAGGGACGAAACUGCCUCCUGAGUCUAACCAGUCAUCCCCUGUCCAUUUCAUAGACGAGUUCGGGGUCCAGCAAAGACGGAGAGGUGCCUUUGUCAAUCACACACCCAGGGGCUUCGAGAUGCGGGCCUCCAAGACGGUCGAGGUCUACCGACCCUCCACAGCUUCUCCCGAUAACUACUCCCGUCCGCGAAUCUCUUUGCACGCCAACUCGACCAGCACUGUUCACGCGACUGCAAGUCGACAUGAUGACAGUUCCCCGACGGACUCGGAGAAGCGACUGACAAUCAAUCCUGGCGCCCCAAUAGAGCUCGAUGCUACAGAGGCGAACUCGCCUUCAUCUCCAGAGGUAUACGAGCCAUCAACAGUUCUAAGCCGCCGAUCAGUAUCUAUCCCCAUGAGUAGGAUACUUACAUACCAGCCAAGCUCGACCACUUACGCAGGCCAAUAUACCAAGGAGGCCAGUGUUCGCAGCAUUAGUAACCCGGUUCAUAAGCCGCAAGAGAAGAAGAGACAGCGACGUCAAACUCCAUUCAAGAUUGCCGCUCCAAAAGUGGUAACUGUCGCCCGAUAUUCACCACUCGAGCCUUUGGUUGCAGAGUACCGACGCAAGGCUAGCACUGAUACCACCAGUGACACGCCUCUCCAGGCGGAGACUGGGAAACUUGAAGAGAUGGGUACUUUUGGGGUGAUACAGAGAUACUUCGACAGUCAGUCAGGCGGUCCCGUCUCGACCCCGAAACUUCUCUGCCACACUUGCUCUCAAGACCCGCCAAACAUGCCACUUCCGGACUCCCCAGAGCCACCUCUUCAUAAGCCAUUCAAAGAACCUAUUGCCAUCUACCCCAUCGAUGAAUUGGAUUUUCCUGAUGAGCCACCAGCAGUACCGGAGCGUAGUCCAAAGCGGCUCACCAACCCAUCUUUCCCAAUACACACGAAGGGGACAAUGUCCAUGAGCAGUGACUUUGCCUUCGCCGCUGAAGGGGAGUAUUCACCGUACGACAAGAAAGACGAUGUUCUCAACAUACCAAAGAAGCGAGCGCCAAAGCGCGUCGAGGUGGGACAAGCUGCUCAAGCUGGUUCGGCCAGCCUAGGUCGAAUGGCACCACCAAUCCUCGGCCAUGAUGCGCUUACCGCGAGCAGCGACUUGGGCCUGAAUGACCUCAGCUACUAUCUCAAACACACUGGACCCUCGAUGGACUCUCAGCCAGUCUUGCGACAGCGGAAGAAAAAGGGCGUGAAGAUUUUCAAAGCUCAACAACAAAGAAAAAGCCUUGCUGCACGUGUCGGCUCGGUGGAGGGGUCUCCACAACGAGUGCGUAAGCCGACCCCGGUGCCGACUUGCGCGAGAGAGAUGAUGACUUCGGGUGGAGCGAGGCAUCUCAAGAUUGUCAUACCGACGGAUGGCGUGUCCGGCAAUCAAAUGGGUUCGCUUGCGACAUCCCAGUCAGGGAUACAACGUCGCUCGAGGCAUAUCUCCAUCACUUUUACGGAAGAGAUGCUGAAUCCUCUUGCUAGUUCGGAGGUUGAGCGUAUGCUUUCAGAGUUUCAGAAUCCUGUUGAGCGAUCGUUUACGGAACCAAUUCCUAAGCCGCCGCGUAGUCCGAAGAGACCUCCCAAGGCGCCGGAGCUUGUCCCUGUCUCAGUGAAUGACGAUCCACUAGCAUCACGAGAGGAGCAGACGCGUGCACGCAAGCUCCGGGAUCUCCAGCGCAUCAAGCGGAAGCCCUUGCCGUCCUCCACCCAGGCGGAGCAGCACCCUGACACCGUCGGUGGCGCUUUGCCAACACCCGCUCAAACUCCUGAACCUGCUGGCGAUUCUUCCAUGGAUGGCUCACAUGAGGAGAACAGCGUCGAUAAGGACAGCCCGUCAAACAAGAUGACUCAACUCCAAAGCAAAAUGGUCUUGUUACAGCGCCAGAACACGGAGCUCACGGAUGCGCUUGCGAAAAUUGUGGGAUUAGAGUUUGAGGGGGGCGAUUUGAAGAGUGAGGAUGUGUUGAAGGCUUUUAGGCAAAUUCGAAUUUCGCAGACACCGAGUAGGGAUUAA